AUGGAGCUGUCGGAUAUCCCUUUCCCAAUAACCUCUGCUGAUGACCUCUAUGACGACCCUUGCUUUAAUACCAAUGACAUGCACUUCUUCGAGGACCUGGAUCCCCGACUGGUCCACGUGAGCUUGCUUAAGCCCGAGGAUCAUCACCACAUCGAAGAUGAACACAUUCGGGCACCGAGUGGCCAUCACCAGGCGGGCAGGUGUCUUUUGUGGGCAUGCAAAGCCUGCAAAAGGAAAACCACCAACGCCGAUCGCCGAAAGGCAGCGACAAUGCGAGAGAGAAGACGACUAAGUAAAGUCAAUGAUGCAUUCGAAACUCUGAAGAGAUGUACGUCAACAAACCCCAAUCAAAGACUGCCAAAAGUGGAAAUUCUAAGAAACGCCAUCAGCUAUAUCGAAUCUCUUCAGGCUUUGCUUAGAAGCCAAGAGGACAGCUAUUACCCUGUGCUGGAGCACUACAGUGGUGACUCCGACGCCUCCAGCCCAAGAUCCAAUUGCUCUGAUGGCAUGAUGGAUUUCAAUGGACCUACUUGCACGUCACGAAGACGCCAUAGUUAUGACAGUUCUUACUUUACGGAGACUCCAAAUGCAGAAUCACGCGCUAAUAAGAGCGUAGUCGUCUCCAGCUUGGACUGUCUAUCUAGCAUUGUCGAGAGAAUUUCGACUGAGACCCCAGCAUGCCCUGUGCUGUCCGUGCAAGAGGGUUCCGAUGGCAGUCCGUGCUCCCCCCAGGAAGGAUCUAUUCUGAGCGAGACAGGGGCACCCGUGCCAUCUCCUACCAACUGCCCCCAGUCGGCCCAAGAUCCCAUCUACCAAGUAUUGUGA
Messenger RNA from Chanos chanos (milkfish), 825 nucleotides. RefSeq names its product myogenic differentiation 1 (gene myod1). The transcript is spliced from 3 exons. Gene Ontology annotation, molecular function: protein dimerization activity; RNA polymerase II cis-regulatory region sequence-specific DNA binding; DNA-binding transcription factor activity, RNA polymerase II-specific. The record is from RefSeq and is a predicted model, not a curated record. NCBI's taxonomy places the organism in Eukaryota, Metazoa, Chordata, Actinopteri, Gonorynchiformes, Chanidae. The coding region runs from base 1 to 825 and encodes 274 amino acids. Gene Ontology annotation, biological process: regulation of transcription by RNA polymerase II; positive regulation of skeletal muscle fiber development; muscle organ development.